Cooperia oncophora is the source of this 327-nucleotide messenger RNA. Lineage: Eukaryota; Metazoa; Nematoda; Chromadorea; Rhabditida; Trichostrongylidae. The record is from the annotation of a GenBank genome assembly.
AUGGUUCUGUGCCUUCUCGAUUUCUAUGUUCACUAUUCUGAACAACGAAAAGGACACGGUAAAGCGAUCAUGGACUACAUGCUCCAGAAUGAACACGCCGAAGCUCAUCAGCUUGCACUGGAUAAUCCGUCGGUGACGUUGCUCGGAUUCAUGUCGCAACGAUACGGUCUAACGAAACCAGUAUGGCAAAACACGAAUUUUGUGGUGUUCGAGGAACUCUUCAAAUCAGUCACUCCCAACGGAGCCGGUAGAGUUCUCUCAUCUCCGAGUUCAAUGCUAUCUCCUAUUGUGGCCCAGUUUGUGAUUCUUGGAUUGCUAUUCAGCUGA